Messenger RNA from Phragmites australis (common reed), 360 nucleotides. Its product is annotated as vegetative cell wall protein gp1-like. The coding region runs from base 1 to 360 and encodes 119 amino acids. The record is from RefSeq and is a predicted model, not a curated record. The transcript has a single exon. NCBI's taxonomy places the organism in Eukaryota, Viridiplantae, Streptophyta, Magnoliopsida, Poales, Poaceae.
AUGGCCCAUUGGACCAUGUUUAGCCCCAACCAGCGAAACCCUAAGUUUGCUCAUGUCAUGCCUUCCUCAGUCCUCACCCCGUCAGCCGCCAGUCCGCCACACGCACGCCCACACCCGACAGCGGCACCGGCGCACAGCCCCUGCCCCCGCCGUCUCUCGCUCCCGCACCUCGCGCCCCCGCCGCCUCUCGCACCACGCGCUCCCGCCACCUCCCGCACGGCGUACCUCCGCCGCCUCUCGCCGCCUCCAGCACCGCUCAACGACGCCUCCAGGAACGGCGCCGCCCCCCGACGCCUCCAGGACCGCUGCCGGCCCCCGACGCCUCCAGGACCGCCACCGUCGCCAGCCCUCGACGCCUAG